Molecule: messenger RNA, 777 nt
Organism: Colletotrichum acutatum
Lineage: Eukaryota; Fungi; Ascomycota; Sordariomycetes; Glomerellales; Glomerellaceae
Product: Alpha/Beta hydrolase protein
Exons: 1
Coding region: 1-777 (258 amino acids)
Source: RefSeq, a predicted model, not a curated record
AUGGCAGCGGUAUCGCACAAAGCCAGAUCUUUGGGCAUUGUUUUUGCCCACGGGGGCUUCCACCUCCCCGCUUGUUUUGACCUCGCCAAAGCUCGGCUCGAGAAGGCUGGGUUUUCUCCGGUUGUUGCUGUUCGCCAUCCCAGUGUGGGAACCGAUCCCAAAAUCACCGUUGACGACGAUGCCCGGAACAUCCAAGCCGAAAUUGCCCCCUACCUGGAACAGGGCAAAGAGUUCCUUGCGUUGGCGCAUUCAUAUGGCGGAAGCCCCUUGACCAUCGCAGCCAAAGGCUACUCAGUCAAGGAAAGAGCAGCACAGGGUCUCAAGGGCGGCAUCCGAGCCAUCGUUUUUGUUACAGCCAACAUGCCCCCUAAGGCUGGCGCCAGUGCACUGAGCGUGCUGCCCCCUGGCUUGGAUAUUGUCGAUAUUGCUGAUGGCCUGGUAAUGGCAAACGCCAAGGCCAAGGCCGCGUUCUACGGCCCUGACAUGGACGACAAGCUGGCCGAUGAGUGCAUGGCGACAUUGCUGCCGCAGUCACAAGAGGCUCUCUUGGGUCCGGCGUCUGUCGGUUCGGAGGAGCUAACGGUUCCCGUUUACUACAUCCUUUGCGAGAAAGACCAGACAAUAUCUCCAGCCACACAAGAGCAAAUCAUCUCGACAAUUCCGACGCUUAAGAGAGUUCUGAGAAAUCCUGGGGGGCAUUCGGCCUUUAUUACUGAGGUGGAAAAGUUCGUUGAGCAAAUCAAUGAGAUUGCGGAUGAGGUGGAGAGAGAUCUCUAA